Messenger RNA from Paramisgurnus dabryanus, 3311 nucleotides. The record is from RefSeq and is a predicted model, not a curated record. Lineage: Eukaryota; Metazoa; Chordata; Actinopteri; Cypriniformes; Cobitidae.
UACUUCUUCCUUUCCUGAAAAAUCGACAAGGCUUUGACGCGUGCUGUCGCUUGCCUUGUUCUACCAGAUUGCAAAUCUGGAUUUAAAGUCUGUAGUGUGUGAUUUCACAAACGAAAGACGUUUUCAAAAUAACAGCAGUAAGACUCGUCUAUUAUGUCCCGUUUUUUUGCCACCGGAUCCGACAGUGAGUCGGAAGAAUCAUCGUCCGCCGAUGAGAUCACCCCAAAAGCAAGCGGGACCACUUUUAAUAAGCAGGUCCUGUUGCUAAGUGAUGAUGAGGAGGACACUAAGAGAAUAGUACGGAGUGCUAAGGACAAGCGGUUUGAGGAGCUCACCAACUUAAUCAAGACCAUUCGCAAUGCCAUGAAGAUCCGAGACAUGUCCAAAUGCCUGGAGGAGUUCGAACAGUUGUGUCGAGCGUUCAAUAAAAGUAAAACAAUCGUGGACAAGGAGGGGGUGCCGCAGUUUUAUGUCCGCCUGCUCGCUGAUUUAGAGGACUACCUCAACCAGCUAUGGGAGGACAAGGAAGGGAAAAAGAAGAUGAACAAAAACAACGCUAAAGCCUUGAGCACGCUGCGUCAAAAGAUUCGCAAAUACAACAAAGAGUUUGAAACGGAGAUUGCUAGCUAUAAAGAGAACCCAGAGCAGUCAGCUGAUGAAGAGGAGGAGAAGGAUGAAAUUGAGAGUGGCUCAUCCUCUGAAAGUGAUGACGAGGGUGAAGAUGACGGUGCAACAGCCAAGAGCUUUAUGAAAAAGAAGCCUCAGGAGGAGGAGAAGAAAGCCCCAGAGGCCAGCAAGUUCCUCAAGGGCGCAGCUGAUGAAGAGUCUGAGAGUGAUGAUGACGACGACGAUGAUGAUGAUGAGCAUUGGGGUUCGGACUCUGUGGACAGCGGUAGUGACAGUGAUGACAACGAAGGAACUGCAGCAUCAUUGGCCGUAGCCUUCCUUAAAAAAACACAAGAUGGCGAUAAACCAUCUGAUCGCAAGAAGGAUCCAAAGAAGAAAAGAGUCCAGAAGAUUGAUCGACUGGUGGAAGGGGGUGAGGAAGAGGGAGGAGAGGGAGAGGAGGGAGGGUGGGAGAAGGUGAAGGGAGGUGUACCACUGGUGAAGGAGAAGCCCAAAAUGUUCGCUAAAGGCACAGAGAUCAACACUGCUGUGGUGAUAAAGAAACUCAGUGAGAUCCUGCAGGCACGAGGCAAGAAGGGAACAGACAGAGCUGCUCAGAUUGAGCUCCUUCAUGCUCUCGCAGGCAUCGCUAAUGAGAAUAACCUCGGUGAGGGCAUUCUUGUCAAAAUCAAGUUCAACAUCAUUGCCUCCCUUUAUGACUAUAACCCCAACCUGGCUGCGUUCAUGAAGGCUGACAUGUGGAAAAAGUGUUUGGAAUGCAUUGAUGAGCUGCUGGACAUCCUGUUUAACAACACCAAUAUCUUUAUUGGAGAGAACAUUGCUGAGGACAGCGAGAAUCUGGCAGUCUCUGACCAGGUCAGCAUUACACAUUCUGAACCAUUCCGUGUCCGUGGCUGUAUUUUGACUCUGGUGGAAAGAAUGGAUGAAGAAUUCACCAAAAUCAUGCAGAACACCGACCCUCAUUCACAAGAGUAUGUUGAUAAUCUAAAGGAUGAGGGUCAUGUUUGUGGCAUCAUUGACCGACUUCUACAGUAUCUGGAGACUAAAGGCAGCACAGAGGAAGUGUGUCGCGUCUAUCUGCGCAGGAUCAUGCACACCUACUAUAAGUUUGACUACAAGGCACACCGACGCAGCCUGGGUCUACAGGGAGAGACUAAAUCGGAACAGGAUCAGGAGGAAAGCGAGGGAGAGGAUAGUGCUAUUAUUAUGGACCGUUUGUGUAAGUUUAUUUACGCUAAGGACCGCACAGACCGCAUCCGCACAUGCGCUAUCCUAUGCCAUAUCUACCAUCAUGCCCUGCACAGUCGCUGGUACCAGGCCAGGGACCUAAUGCUUAUGAGUCACCUACAAGACAACAUCCAGCACGCCGACCCUCCUGUCCAGAUUUUGUACAACAGGACCAUGGUGCAGCUAGGUAUCUGUGCUUUCCGUCAGGGCAUGAUAAAAGAUGCACACAACGCGCUCUUGGACAUCCAGUCAAGUGGCAGAGCCAAAGAGCUGCUGGGACAGGGGCUUCUCAUGAGGAAUAUGCAGGAGAGAAAUGCUGAACAGGAAAAGAUCGAGAAGAGGCGACAGGUGCCAUUCCACAUGCACAUUAACCUGGAGCUUCUGGAGUGUGUGUACCUGGUGUCAGCCAUGCUGCUGGAGAUCCCUUACAUGGCAGCCCAUGAGUUCGAUGCCCGCCGUAGGAUGAUAAGCAAACAGUUCCACCACCAGCUCAGGGUGGGCGAGAGACAGCCACUGCUGGGUCCUCCUGAGAGCAUGAGGGAACAUGUCGUAGCUGCCAGCAAGGCUAUGAAGAUGGGAGAUUGGAGAACCUGCCAUUCCUUUAUAAUCAAUGAGAAGAUGAACAGCAAGGUGUGGGAUCUGUUCCCAGAAACACAACGUGUCCGGGAAAUGCUCGUAAGGAAGAUCCAGGAGGAGUCGUUGCGCACUUACCUGUUCACCUACAGCAGCGUGUAUGACUCAAUCAGUAUGGGAACUCUGUCAGAGAUGUUCGAGUUGGAGUUACCCACAGUGCACAGCAUCAUCAGCAAGAUGAUCAUUAAUGAAGAGCUCAUGGCUUCUCUGGACCAACCGACUCAGACGGUGGUAAUGCACAGGACCGAGCCCACCUCUCUGCAAAACAUGGCCCUGCAGCUGGCUGAGAAACUUGGUGGCCUGGUAGAAAACAACGAACGUGUCUUUGACCUUAAACAAGGCAUCUAUGGAGGCUACUUUAAUAGAGAUCAAAAAGGAGGUUACCAACAGAAGCAAGGCUAUCAAAGAGUUCCAGAACUGAGGGGAGGUUACCACCAGAAGCAAGGUUACCAUCGAGAUCAGAAAGGAGGCAGUUACCAGCAGAAGCAGAACUAUCAGCGUGGAGGUUACAGGGGUCAGAACCAAGGCUCAUACUGAUUCCUCUGUUUGGCUUUGCACCAAUGUACAACUUUGGAUCCGUUUCAAUACAUCAGACCGCUUAGCUUAGCUUGUCUGCCUGCUUACUGUUUUGCAGUGCUUUACCAAAUCAUAAACUAGGUUUUUAAUCUAAUAACAAAACUGGCAUCCUAUUAAAUAAUUUUUCUAUAUUAAGAGCUUCUGUUUACACUGCAAGUUUGAGGUAUCUGGCAUAUCAGGCUAGGAAGAAAUGUUAAUUGUGUUACAACCUGAAUGAAUUUAAUAAAGGGUAUACAGACAAAACAUGA